AUGGAUACUUACGACGAGGGCGAUGUUCCUGCCGAAGGAAUCGAACUUCCUACUGUCUUUGCUACUGCUCAAUUCACUGCUGCUCUAGAAGGAUUCGAUACUGUAACUGCUUUAUCAUCCCAAGAUGCUCAGCAACAAGUCAAGAUCCCUUCUCCUGUUGCUCAAUUCCUCACCCAGUUUCAUGCUCAUCUUGUCGAACGUAACACUUGGGAACUCCAUGCGUUUUACGAAAACUCUUUCAAUCAACUUACUGAAAAGUUUUAUGCAAAGGCUUCCUGGCCCGAGGCAGAUACCAUUUCACACUUGGUGAAUGAUGAUCCAACCUUUUUGAUCCUGUACAAGGAACUGUAUUACCGUCAUUUGUACUCCAAGAUGCAGCCUACUCUGGAUGACCGUGUUCGUUCCUAUACAAACUAUUGUGAUUUGUUCAACUUUAUCUUGAACUCGUCUGAUGAGCCCUGUGAGCUUGAUCUGCCUAGCCAAUGGCUCUGGGAUAUUAUUGAUGAGUUUAUUUAUCAAUUCCAGUCUUUUUCACAGUAUCGCAACAAGCCAAAACACAAGACUGACUACGAGAUCAACUUGCUCAAAUCACGUCCUGAUGUAUGGAAUGUGCACAAUGUGCUCAAUGUGUUGUACUCGCUUAUCCAGAAAUCUCAGAUUAAUGAGCAGCUGGUGGCUUUCCGUAAUGGUGAAGAUCUAGUUGCUGCUGCUGGAGAGCUUGGAAGCAAGCCUCUGUAUCGCAUGCUCGGCUACUUUAGUUUGGUGGGAUUGCUGCGUGUUCACUGUCUUCUUGGCGACUACAUGCUUGCUCUGGAAACCAUGCAGAACGUCGAUCCUGGCCAACGUGGUCUUUUUUCAAGAAUCACUGCAUGCCAUGUCACCACUUACUACUAUAUUGGAUUUGCCUAUCUCAUGAUGCGCCGAUAUACCGAUGCGAUCAAGAUGUUUGCCAACAUCCUCAACUUUGUGUCCCGUACUAAGCACUAUCAUAACCGAUCGUACCAGUAUGAGAUGAUUCUUCGAAAGAGUGAUCAAAUGUAUGCUCUGCUUUCCAUGAGUCUUGUCUUGUCUCCCCAGAAAAUUGAUGAAAAUAUCAACAAUACUUUAAAGGAGAAAUACGGUGAACAGUACCAAAAGAUGCAAAAAGGAGAGGAUGGUUUGAGCACGUUUGAAGAGCUUUUCCUGUAUGCUUGCCCAAAAUUCAUCUCGCCAUCAGCACCAGAUCUUGAAAGCGAAGGUUCACUUAUCCACGAUGCAGUAAAGCACCAAGCCAGGAUCUUUCUUAGUGAUAUCAAGACUCAAAUUCUUGUACCAACUCUUCGAUCCUAUCUCAAGCUAUACAACAAUCUUCCAAUGGAAAAGCUUGCCACCUUUUUAGAAACCACUCCAGAAGAUGUACGUCGCCAGCUUCUUGUCUUUAAACACAAGUCGCGUCAAGUAGUCUGGCACCAUGGACCCAUUUCCACAGGCUCGCUCAUCUCUACUACUGAUCUUCAACUUUAUCUCAAACAGGACACUGUGUAUAUUGCCGAAACAAAGACAGGACGACGUGUUGCAGACUGGUUCAUUCGCAACAUGAACAAAUUUGAGGAUAUUGUUGAUGGUAUGGAAAAGAAAUCUACAGCUAUUGCAGCACACUCCAACUGAGAAUCGACAGAUUGACUACAGCCAAGACUGAAUAAAUAAAACUUUGAAUAUUUGG
This is a messenger RNA of Batrachochytrium dendrobatidis JAM81, 1702 nucleotides long. RefSeq lists its product as uncharacterized. Gene Ontology annotation, molecular function: translation initiation factor activity; protein binding. Bases 1 to 1647 code for a protein of 548 amino acids. The record is from RefSeq and is a predicted model, not a curated record. NCBI's taxonomy places the organism in Eukaryota, Fungi, Chytridiomycota, Chytridiomycetes, Rhizophydiales. The transcript is spliced from 10 exons. Gene Ontology annotation, cellular component: cytoplasm; eukaryotic translation initiation factor 3 complex. Gene Ontology annotation, biological process: translational initiation.